AAGAGGACUCCAUUAUAAUCUGGAUGAGAAAAAUGUCAAAUCUUCCGCGGAACGAACAAAACUUGAGCCUUUUGUAGCGUCGUCAUUGCUUACACUUGUGUCCGUGUCAUGUUCAUUGAAAUUUCAGUCCUCUAAGGCUUGAAUUUCCCUAUAAAUUCAUUUCCUUUUGGCCCAAGUAGCUACGUCUUCAGAGAGAGAGAGAGAGAGGGGGGAAACGGUGCGCUGAGAUUUCGUCUUAUCAAGUAAUCAAAAAAAUGGCGGAAGUGAAGAACAAGCAAGUGGUUCUAAAGGAGUAUGUGUCUGGACUCCCCAAGGAAUCCGACUUUCAAUUGGUUGAAGGUUCCAUCGCAUUGAAGGUUCCAGAAGGUUCGAACCAGAUUCUGCUCAAGAAUCUUUACUUAUCCUGCGAUCCCUACCAGCGAAUGAUGAUGAACGAAACAAUUUCUUCCAUAUUUGGUACUUACACGCUUGGCGCUCCGAUACAUGGAUAUGGUGUGGCUAAAGUUCUUGAAUCUGGACACCCUGACUAUAAAAAGGGUGAUUUAGUUUGGGGAUAUGUUAUAUGGGAGGAAUACAGCUUGGUGCCCCCAACUCAAAUACAUUUCAAAAUUGAGCACAACGAUGUCCCGCUUUCCUACUAUACAGGAAUUCUUGGUAUGCCAGGAAUGACUGCAUAUGCUGGUUUCUUUGAAAUUGGAUCUCCCAAGAAGGAAGAUCGUGUUUUUGUCUCAUCUGCAUCUGGUGCAGUCGGUCAACUUGUUGGGCAAUUAGCGAAACUUCUAGGCUGUUAUGUCGUCGGAAGUGCUGGUAGUAAAGAGAAGGUGGAGCUAUUGAAAAAUAAAUUAGGAUUUGAUGAAGCUUUUAACUACAAGGAAGAACCUGACUUGGACGCAGCAUUGAAAAGGUACUUCCCAGAAGGCAUUGACCUUUACUUUGAGAAUGUCGGGGGUAAAACACUCCAAGCAGUACUUUUGAACAUGAGAGUCCACGGGCGAAUAGCCGUUUGUGGAAUGGUCUCACAGUAUAAUCUUGAUCGACAUGAAGGCAUAACAAAUUUGGUGCAGCUCAUUUUUAGGAGAAUUCGUAUGCAUGGAUUUAGUGUACAUGAUCAUUAUCACCUCUAUCCCAAAUUCUUGGAGUUCAUUCUACCUCUUAUCAAGCAAGGGAAAAUAGUGUAUUUGGAAGACAUAGUUGAAGGCCUUGAGAAUGGCCCUGCAGCUUUGGUUGGCCUCUAUAGUGGUCGCAACAUUGGAAAACAAGUCGUCGUUAUUGCUCAUGAGUAAUGUCAGGGAUGCAGAUCCUCUACAUUCAGUAAGUACGUGCAUUUUGUAGAUGUAGAUCGUUGCAACAGAAAGAAGUGCUCUCUAAGUGAAUUUGGCUACAUGGAUCAUACAAUGCAUUCAUUUAGUAAGUUUAUCUUGUUGAUUUAGAGGGCUAAUAAAAACGUAAGAUGUGGGUGAAGAUAGGAAAAAUGAGUAUUGCAUAGGCAUGUUUGGUAUACAGAAAAAUGUUUUCUAAAACAGAAAUUAAAGAUACAUCUAGAAAGAAAAUAAAAUAGGUGCAUUUUUCUUUUUCUUUUUCUUUUUUUGGCAAAGACUUUUCUACCUACUAAACAUUACUUGUGUGUCUUAUCUGUUUCUUAAAUGUAUGAUGAUGCAUUAUAGUAGAGAUUAUUAUUGUAUCUGGAGUUGCCUUCUUGGUU
Molecule: messenger RNA, 1702 nt
Organism: Prosopis cineraria
Lineage: Eukaryota; Viridiplantae; Streptophyta; Magnoliopsida; Fabales; Fabaceae
Product: 2-alkenal reductase (NADP(+)-dependent)-like
Exons: 5
Coding region: 255-1283 (342 amino acids)
Molecular function (GO): 2-alkenal reductase [NAD(P)H] activity
Source: RefSeq, a predicted model, not a curated record